Messenger RNA from Cordyceps fumosorosea ARSEF 2679, 855 nucleotides. RefSeq names its product ribose 5-phosphate isomerase A. NCBI's taxonomy places the organism in Eukaryota, Fungi, Ascomycota, Sordariomycetes, Hypocreales, Cordycipitaceae. The transcript is spliced from 2 exons. The record is from RefSeq and is a predicted model, not a curated record. Gene Ontology annotation, biological process: D-ribose metabolic process; pentose-phosphate shunt, non-oxidative branch. Gene Ontology annotation, molecular function: ribose-5-phosphate isomerase activity. Gene Ontology annotation, cellular component: intracellular membrane-bounded organelle. Bases 1 to 855 code for a protein of 284 amino acids.
AUGGCCACAGACGCAGCGGCCCUCAUCGAGUCCGCCAAGAAGGCCGCGGCCUACCGGGCCGUCGACGACCACCUGCUGCCCUCGCACCGCUUUGUCGGCAUCGGCUCCGGCAGCACCGUCGUCUACGUCGUCGACGCCAUCAAGGCCAAGGGCGCCGCCUUCCACGGCCACAUGACCUUUGUGCCCACCGGCAGCCAGUCGCGGGGCCUCAUCGCACGUGCGGGCCUGCGCGCCUGCGGCCUGGAGGACCGCGGCGGCGGCAGCGCGGACGGCCGGCCCGCGGCGCUGGACGUCGCGUUCGACGGCGCGGACGAGGUUGACGAGGAGCUCAACCUGAUCAAGGGCGGCGGCGCGUGCCUGUUCCAGGAGAAGCUCGUCGCCGCGGCGGCCAAGAAGUUUAUCGCCGUAGCAGACUCACGCAAGCAGUCGCCGCGGCUCUGCACAAAGUGGAAGGCGAUCCCCAUCGAGGUGCUCCCCAUGGCAGCGCCGGACGUCCUCGGGCGGCUCGUGGACAUGGGCUCGACCGGGCCCGCGGUGCGCUCCGGCCUGCCCAGCAAGGCCGGCGAGUGCGUGACGGACAACGGCAUGUGGAUCGUCGACGCGCCGUUCCCGUCGCUGCUGCUGCCGAAGGACCUCAAGGAUGGGCAGGACGGCGCGGGCAAGGACGGCGUCUGGGAGGUCGGCAGGCUGGCGGACGCGCUGAUCCGGCUGCCGGGCGUCGUGGAGAUUGGUCUCUUUUACGGGUGCAACGGCGACGAGGCGUCCAAGACAAAACAGCUGCUGCCGGCGCAGAAGCCGGUGGCGGCGUACUUUGGCCUGCCGACGGGCGAGGUACAGGUGCAGAACGCGGCGUAG